AUGGAGAGAAUUUCUAACUGUAGUAAAGCUAUCUCUAAAUGGAGUAAGGACCAGUAUCUCGACAAAAAAAAAGCCAUUGCUAACCUGAAAAUGAGUUUGGAUUCAGAGCUAUCCAAACCAGUAGCAGAUAAUCCUUUGAUCUCCUCCUUGAAUUUAGCACUGCUCCAGGCUUAUAAAGCUGAAGAGGAGUACAUGAGGCAUCAGAGCAGGCAGAUGUGGCUCUCCUUAGGUGAUUGUAACACUGGUUACUUCCACGCAGCUGCUCGAGGAAGAAGUGCCCGAAACAGACUAUCAAUGAUGGAAAUUGCUGAUGGAUCCUCAGUAUAUGAGGAAGAACAGAUUGCUGAAGUCAUAGCAGCAUAUUUCUCAGAGAUUUUUGCAACGUCUUCAAUAGAUUGCACUGCUACGGUGCAGAGUGCCCUGAAGUCUAAGAUAUCAGGGGAACAGAAUGAAAUGUUGACAGUGCCACCCACAGAGGCUGAGAUUCGAGCUGCUAUGUUCUCCAUCCACCCCGACAAGGCCCCAUGGCCAGAUGGCUUCUAUUCAGCUUUCAUACCUGGACGCGCCAUCUCAGAUAAUGUACUUAUCACGCAUGAGUUCCUCCAUUAUCUCAAAACUACAAAGUCUAAAAAGCGAUCCUCAAUGGCUGUAAAAUCUGAUAUGAGUAAGGCGUACGAUAGAUUAGAAUGGAGCUUUAUCGAGUGUGUGUUAUCUACUCUGGGUUUUCAUGAAGACUUUGUUACCUGGAUAAUGAACUGUGUCACCUCUGUCUCGUACUCCUUCCUGAUCAAUGAUGCUGUACUAGGAAGAGUGACGCCACAAAGGGAGAUUAGACAGGGUGAUCCCCUCUCCCCCUAUCUCUUUAUCAUGUGCAGUGAAGUUUUAUCAGGCCUCUGUUCUAAAGCACAACAAGAUGGAACACUUCCAGGGAUCAAAAUAGCGAAAAACAGUCCUAGUGUGAAUCACUUACUGUUCGCUGAUGAUACCAUGUUCUUUAUCCCCACAGACAGGCGCAGCUGCACGAAACUGAAACAUAUUCUAGCCCUUUAUGAAGUUGCCUCAGGACAGAGGAUCAAUACCGACAAGUCUUUCAUCUCCUUUGCUACAAAAACCACAUCCUUAAUGGUCAUGCUCAAAGCUGUCCUCACUGCGGUUCCUUCUUCUGCGAUGACUUGCUUUCUGCUACCCAUUGGCUUAUGCAAAAUGAUACAGUCAGCCCUAACGCGCUUCUGGUGGGACUCAAACACUGGAAAAAAAAAAAUGUGUUGGUUAUCAUGGGACACGCUUACAAAAUCCAAAGGUAUGGGUGGCUUGGGAUUUAAAGACAUUCAGACCUUUAAUAUCGCUCUCCUCGUAAAACUCCCUUGGCGUAUGCUCACCAAUCCAAACUGUCUCCUCUUUCGAGUUCUCCUCGGGAAGUAUUGCCACAAAGCUCCGCUGCUCAAAGUGCAACUAGUUAAAGGCGCCUCCCACAGAUGGAUUGGUAUUCUCGCUGGCAGAGAUUUAUUAGCCUCCCAUAUUGGAAGGGCAGUGGGAGAAGGGACAGAGAUCAAAGUGUGGUCUGAUGCUUGGAUGUCCACUACUUCUCACAUUAUACCUUAUGGACCCCUCAAGGAAUGUACAAAUGAUCUCUAUGUCUCUGAACUGAUUAAUCGAGGAACCUGUGAAUGGAACAAAGAGAUGAUCAGUAGGAUAAUGCCUGAUUUCGUUGAUGAUAUAUUGGCUAUAAAACCAAGUAAAACAGGAGCAAGAGACUCCUACAUUUGGUAUCCAGCAAAAUAUGGCGUCUACUCUACGAAAUCAGGAUAUGCUGCAGCUAUUGCCAAAGAACCCCUAGACAACAACUCUCCACUUGACUCCUUUGAUUGGCAUUGA
This is a messenger RNA of Brassica oleracea var. oleracea, 1875 nucleotides long. RefSeq lists its product as uncharacterized. The record is from RefSeq and is a predicted model, not a curated record. The coding region runs from base 1 to 1875 and encodes 624 amino acids. Lineage: Eukaryota; Viridiplantae; Streptophyta; Magnoliopsida; Brassicales; Brassicaceae. The transcript is spliced from 3 exons.